Molecule: messenger RNA, 510 nt
Organism: Peronospora farinosa
Lineage: Eukaryota; Oomycota; Peronosporomycetes; Peronosporales; Peronosporaceae
Source: the annotation of a GenBank genome assembly
AUGUUUCGGGACCGCACAGUCUGGUUUCUGCAGCAUGACAUCCCAGCGGCACUCAUGCCUGGUGGACAACCUCUGCGUGAGAUCGGUUUCGAGUCCCCGGUGCGUGCACCCGCGAACGCCGUAUCGACACCGUCGGGGGCGCAGGCAGCGGCCGCGGCCUCACCGCCCGUCCGCACGCUGACGGAAGGCAUUCUUAUUAUUUAUAGUUUAGCGCCGACGGCUUCUGUGCAAGCAUGGAUGAAGGUGACGCGCCAUGCCCUCUGCUCACGUGCCCCGAACAUAAGCGUUGCUGCAGAGUUUGACGCCUCUAACAGCCCAGUGAAGGAUGGCCGUCUGGUCUUCGGCUUCCCCGUCACGCCUACAUCAUUCGAGUUGGCUUUUAGUGAGAAGAUUUCGAUGAAUACACUGCUGGCGACGCCUAUUCAGUCGCUUUUGCAGCCGAAAUGCAGAUCCGAUGCUCGCCACGUGCCUUAUCUGAGACGGUGGGCAGCCUGGUGGCCGCCCGCUUAG